GUUUGUGUUUUGUGGAACAGCAGGCCUUACCCUGGCUAUUUGAGGAACGUAAGGGCCAACACUGACACAGUUGCAGCGGUUGCCUGUAAGCGGGAACGGACCCUCUCGCAGGCUGGGUCUGCCGGUCUGGCGUGGUACCGGCCGGCACAGCAGUGAACCUGGGCUUUGCGCUGUCCAAGAAGACCCGAGAAGGGGGUUGGACCCGCUGCAGGAGAUGAAACCAGACCCGGCAAAGCCUGGGGCACGAACAGUUCUCGGGAUGGUCCCACCUCGCGGCUGCUCCUGAACCUCCUUGCUGCAGUCACCUGGACGAAGGUGGAGAACCUCAGCCUGCGUUCACCACGUCCCCGCUCCGCUGGGAAACCAGGCUUGGGAGAAAAUCGCCAUCGCUUCCUCGCUCUUCUGUGGAUGUAACACCCUGGUGUCCUUCGUCACGAGCCUGGAGCUGUCCUCUAUCAGCUGGAAAGAAGAAUGUCCCUGCUUGGCUGACGAGGCGCUGUGGCUUGUCCCCCAGAUUCCCCUGCUCGACAAGUCCUUACUCAUCCGCUUGUUCAGAGCAGGGAUUUCACGAGACCCCCCCCCUCUGAGCCCCACGAGGACAUUUCUCGGCUGGUGGCCCGGUGGAAGCAGGAGAGCAAGAGCUGUAGGUGACGGCGGGGCUCCCGGAGGUGUGCCUGCCGCGGGGCUGGGUGCUCAGCUCCUGUAGCAGAGUCCAGAGGCACCUGUACAAGACCGAGGCGUGUCGGGAAACCUGAUGCCUCACCUCCUCCAAUGUGGAGGCGGAGGGAGGAGGGCCCAAAGACAUGUCCCUUCACGCUCGCAACAGCUGAAAACAGAGAAGGAGACUCGCUAGAGCCUUUUUGUACCAGCGCAGGAGGCCUCGCUGUCCCGCUCUCACCCCAGAAGCCCUCCUGUACUCCAGUACUCUGGGGGGGUGGCAUUCCCGCACCCGCCGGGCGAUGAACAUCACAAGGAGAAGAGGCUUUUACAGACAGGAGGUGAACAAAACCCUCUGGGAGCUGCCCAGGAGAUACACGUCCCUCCACCCCCUGGGGUCCGGAGCCUACGGCUCGGUCUGUUCAGCCAUAGACAAGAAGACAGGGGAGAAAGUGGCUAUCAAGAAGCUCUGCCGGCCGUUCCAGUCGGAGAUCUUUGCCAAGAGAGCGUACAGAGAGCUCAUGCUGUUGAAGCACAUGCAACACGAGAACGUCAUUGGGCUGCUUGAUGUCUUCACCUCCGCCACCUCCUACCAGGGAUUCCAGGACUUCUACCUGGUGAUGCCAUACAUGCGGACAGAUUUACAAAAGAUCAUGGGACAUGAAUUCAGUGAUGAAAAGAUCCAGUACCUGGUCUACCAAAUGCUGAAAGGGCUGAAGUAUAUUCAUUCAGCCGGAAUCAUCCACAGGGACCUGAAGCCAGGCAACCUGGCCGUGAACGAAGACUGUCAGCUAAAGAUCUUGGAUUUUGGCUUGGCCAGACACGCUGAUGCUGAAAUGACCGGCUAUGUGGUUACACGCUGGUACAGAGCCCCAGAAGUCAUUCUGAACUGGAUGCAUUACAACCAGACAGUGGAUAUCUGGUCUAUUGGCUGCAUCAUGGCAGAAAUGCUGACCGGGAAAACGCUGUUUAAAGGAAAAGACUACCUAGAUCAACUGACUCAGAUCCUGAAAGUAACGGGGCAUCCAGGAGAAGACUUCGUGGAGAAGCUGGAGGACAAAGCGGCUAAGAGUUAUAUCAAGUCCCUUCCGAAAAUCCCCAAGAAGGAUUUGUCCGUGCUUUUCCCCAAAGCCAAUCCGCAGGCAGUGGACCUGCUUGACAAGAUGUUGCAGCUGGAUGUGGAAAAGCGCCUUACAGCGACGGAGGCGUUGGCUCACCCCUAUUUUGACCAGUUCCGAGACAUCGAGGAGGAGACGGAAGCGCAACAGUCCUAUGAUGAUUCUCUGGAACAUGAAAAGCUUUCGAUAAACGAAUGGAGAAAGCAUAUUUACAAGGAGAUCUUGUCCUUCAGUCCCAUUGCACGGAAGGACUCAAAGAAGCGAAGUGGGAUGUCAUUAUAGCGACCGGUGCGGCUGGGAUUCACUUCUCCUGGAUGACGGUUGGAUUUACUCCACGCUGUCUUGCUGGUGGCCAUCGUUUUGGCCUGUGGGACUUCUCUGUGUGCCAACGCAAGGAUGACACCGUGCUGCGGCCAUUGGACUUCGUUCUACUGAAGGGGGAAUCACCCCGAACAGUUUUCAACACAAGAGAGAAAUAUAUUCUCAUUGAAACUU
This is a messenger RNA of Pygoscelis adeliae (Adelie penguin), 2270 nucleotides long. It is a transcript of the gene MAPK13, whose product is annotated as mitogen-activated protein kinase 13. Gene Ontology annotation, cellular component: cytoplasm; nucleus. Gene Ontology annotation, molecular function: MAP kinase activity; ATP binding. Lineage: Eukaryota; Metazoa; Chordata; Aves; Sphenisciformes; Spheniscidae. Gene Ontology annotation, biological process: MAPK cascade; protein phosphorylation. The record is from RefSeq and is a predicted model, not a curated record. The coding region runs from base 960 to 2057 and encodes 365 amino acids. The transcript has 13 exons.